This is a messenger RNA of Corythoichthys intestinalis (scribbled pipefish), 3436 nucleotides long. RefSeq names its product beta-1,4-galactosyltransferase 3-like. Bases 902 to 1990 code for a protein of 362 amino acids. Gene Ontology annotation, biological process: carbohydrate metabolic process. The transcript has 7 exons. The record is from RefSeq and is a predicted model, not a curated record. Gene Ontology annotation, cellular component: Golgi apparatus. NCBI's taxonomy places the organism in Eukaryota, Metazoa, Chordata, Actinopteri, Syngnathiformes, Syngnathidae. Gene Ontology annotation, molecular function: galactosyltransferase activity.
GAUUAAAAAGGGGGAGGAGGAACUAAACAGGCGACCCUCCAGCCACGGUCUCUCAUCAGCAUAAUUUAGCCUUGUCGGUGCGGACUAACCGACAUCGGUCCGCUUUAAAUCAAGAUUAAAGCCCCGCAAAAAAAACACCCGCAGGAAGGAGCAAGCUCAUUUUUUCGGGGAAAUAUCUACCACCCGUCGUCCGCGGACUCGUUUCUGGAGCGGAUCGACCUCCAAGCUCUGUGGCAGUGAGUGACCUGCUUCCUGUCCACCCAGUAAAACCUGUUACUGUGACACUGCGUCGGUCCGGCACCAUGUGACGUUAGGGGAGGGAAUCUUCCAUCCAUCCCACCCGCUCCCUCGAACAAAGACCAAGAAAUCUCCCGAAGCCAAUCGGUCGCUGACGGUUGACGGCAACCUUGUGAUCCCACAAAAGUGCGACGCUCGCAUUCGUUCUCCCCUUUUGUCAUGGCGACUGCCGUUGUUGUUGCUGUACAGUCGCUAAGAGGGCGACGCAAGGGAGCGCAGGAAGCGGCGUGAAUGCUGAAAGACACCCGUCGAAUCUGCAGGAGAUGACAUGGAAUUCAUUAGGAGAUGAAAAGCACACCAUGUGGCACCAGCAUCGGCCCCUCCCGCCAGUCAAAGAUUGGGCCAAAAGUCAACUUUGGAAAUACUCGGAACAUACUUAGCCGUCAGUGAGGAAUGCAGUGAACAAUGGAGGAAUGAUUUUUCCUUUUCCUUCUUUGGAUUAUCUUUGCUAGUCGUCUGUUUGGUGGUCUACCGGAGUGAAAGUCCACCAAAAGUGCCUUUACUUAAUGACUCUGAUCUCUAUUUUUAUACAAGUCCAACAAUCAGCUGACAAUCCACAACGUUGAAAAUAGUUAUUCUGUACAUCAGCCACGGUACCAGCGCCAUGCAGUCCAAAUGGCGUUACCUGUUGAUGUUCCUGGGCAUCCAGUUGGUGGUCAUGGCAUUGCUGUCCCGCGAGGGCUACCACAAGAGGGUCACCUACUUCAUUCGCAUCUUCCGCAAGCCGGACUCCGCCGGCGGCUCGGCCCGGAACCACACGGGACCCGUAAGCGACGUACACGCGAACCUCUCUUCCCCAUCCAAAGCGCAAGGGAACGGCGGAGAGGUUUUCUACUGUCCCAAGACGUCUUCGCUUUUAGGGGGGCCGAUCCACGUCAGCUUUCCGUCGGGUCUCACGCUAGCCGAAGUGCAGCGCAAGAACCCGGCGGUGGAGCGCGGCGGGCGUUACCGACCUCCUAACUGCGAGGCCCGCCACAGCACGGCCGUGGUCAUCCCGCACCGCCUCCGGGAGCACCACCUCAAGUACCUGCUCUACUAUCUGCACCCUUUCUUGCAGCGGCAACAGCUCGACUACGCAAUCUACGUCAUCCACCAGGCGGGAAACUACACUUUCAACAGGGCCAAGCUGAUGAACGUCGGCUUCCGUGAGGCCAUGCGGGAGAAGGACUGGGACUGCCUGUUUUUUCACGACGUGGACCUCAUUCCCGAAGACGACCGCAACUUGUACAUGUGCGACGCUAACCCUAAGCACGCCGCCAUCGCCAUGGACAAGUUUGGCUACAAGCUUCCGUAUCAGAUGUACUUCGGGGGAGUGUCUGCUCUCACGCCUCUCCACUACCUGAAAAUGAAUGGCUUUCCCAACAACUACUGGGGCUGGGGCGGCGAGGACGACGACAUUGGCAUCAGAGUGUCGUUAGCGGGAAUGUCCAUCACGCGACCGUCGUUGAAAGUGGGCCGCUACAAGAUGAUUAAACACAAGCUGGACAAAGGCAACGACGUCAACCCAAAGAGGUUCAACAUGCUGGCCAAGACGCGUCAGACUUGGAAGCAAGACGGCAUGAACACAGUCGAGUAUGAGGUGGUGUCUCGGAAGUACCUCCCGCUCUACACCAACAUCACCGUCAACAUUGGCACCGAGGCUGGGCUGCACCCGCCGCCCGCCAAAGCCACCACCCUGAAAACCGGCAAAUAGGCCGCCAUUUUUUUUUCCUUUUCGGGGCCUUAUUCGUCCUUGUGUCAUGACAUUUCUUUUUCCAUCUAUUAGUAUUGCUGUGAGCAGGACUUAACGCAAACAUAUCUAUAUCUAUAUAUAUUUUGAAAAAUGAUAUCAGCUUCCCGUGUCGUGUUGGACUCUGUGAGUUUAUGAAACCUGCUAAUGCCUUACAAUAUUGUCACUCCUAUCUUCCACUAAUGAUGCGCCUUCGUUUUUUUUAUUGUUUUUUUUUUGAGGAGCAUGUGACGCUGCUACACUCGAAGGAUAUGACAAGGUUUACACUCUUCAAGAUAAUCAGUACUGAACAAGCAUAUCCAGAUCACAUUUUUGAAGUUGACAUAUCAGCUCCAAAGGUGAAAAGCAUUUUUUUUGUGUUUUAAAAUGGGUAUGACGUAAGAUGACAGUGGCCAAAACGCGCAAAAAAAUGGAUGUUUCAUUUUUUUUUUCUAAUCAAUAUUUUUCUUCAAUAUAAGCAGAAUUAAAAAAUGAAUGAACAUUGAAAGCAACUUUUUAAAAACUAUAUAUGUGCUACAUGAUUAAUCAAAAAAUUAUGUUCUUAUUAAUGUUAAAUGGCAAAAAUGCAUAUGAUAAACUGAUUGAUGGAAAUAGGACAUUUAAUUAUAAAGUGUACAAAUAAAUUCUGAUAAUUUAAGUAUAAUUGUAGCUAAAAAUUAUUUUAUUUGUACACUAUUUUUAAUAUACUCGAAUAUUUCUCUUGUGUCAUACCUUUUUAACACACAGAAACACUUUAUUUCAAUACUAAGCCUUAACAUGAACCACUUCAUUGUAUAUUUUUUUAUGUUAUUUAACCUUGUUUUGCCUUAGAGCAUCUUUUGCUUUCAGACAGUUGAAAAAAAUGCUUCCCAGUCUAAAAAAUACUCAAAUGCCAAAAGGAAUUAUUUUUGUCUUGCCUUGCCCUCAGCCAAACGUACGCCAUCGUGCUUCUACAAUAUAUCAUCUCAGUCUUAAUCCACAGUAUGUUGUAAUCAGCGUCUCAGGAAGCCGCCAACCAAAGAGAAUCUGGCAGAAAGACGGUGCGUAUACCAGCUAGUUGUGCAUUUAUUCCAUAUCCUCAAUAUCUAGAUCUUUUUGUUCUUGUCAACAUAACAGGAAAAAGUGCUCAAAUAGUUUUAAGACCACUUUUUCCUGCUCUCCUUUACAUCUCAAUGUCCGCAUACUAGUAGAAAAAUCAUUUCAAUUAAGACGUUUGUUGUACUAGUGUUGCAUUUUCUUACUAGUGAGGACAGACGAUAGGAAAUCUGACGUUUUUGCUGUGUAACUUUUGUACAUUGCCUUUUUUUUUUCCUCUUCGAUGAUAUUGGAGGUUAGUACUGGACCGAGUUCCUGUUAGCGAGCUCUGCUGGUGUGAGUGCGUGUGUGUUCAGUGCAAUCGAGUGGCCUUAAAUUCAGUAAUAAAGCGAUUAU